Messenger RNA from Hippoglossus stenolepis (Pacific halibut), 3723 nucleotides. RefSeq names its product ankyrin repeat and death domain containing 1A (gene ankdd1a). The transcript is spliced from 15 exons. Gene Ontology annotation, molecular function: protein binding. The record is from RefSeq and is a predicted model, not a curated record. NCBI's taxonomy places the organism in Eukaryota, Metazoa, Chordata, Actinopteri, Pleuronectiformes, Pleuronectidae. Bases 105 to 1631 code for a protein of 508 amino acids. Gene Ontology annotation, biological process: signal transduction.
AUUAUGUGGGGCUUGAUGGUUGUGUAUGUAACUGUUCAGCGACUGUACAUCACAGCAGCAAGCCAGAUGUGAGAUAGGAGAGGAGCCCCCGAUACACCGAAAACAUGGAGGACGACCUGGUGUCUGAGGACGAUUUCUUGCUGUUGUCAGAGAAGGAGUUCCAUGAUGCCGUAAAGAUUAAUAACACAGGGAAAAUGCAGGAACUGAUCAAGAAGGGUGUGGACAUCAAGGCCAAAAAUAAAGUAGACCGUAAAGCACUACAUUGGGCGGCAGGAGCUGGGAAUGAACAGGCUCUUCGACUCCUUCUGGACCUUGAUACUGAAGUCGAUGAGAGGGACAUUUUUGGCAUGAAUGCACUGCUUCUGGCAUCCUGGUUUGGUCACCUAAACAUCUUACAGAUCCUGGUGUCCUGUGGAGCAAAGCUCAACUGCGAAAACAAAGAUGGUCUAAGUAUGCUGCACUGUGCUGCUCAGCGAGGCCACAUCAGAGUAUUGGAGUUUAUCAUGGAGGACCUUGAAGACAUCUGUCUGGAUAGAAUGGACAAGUCAGGGAAGACAGCUCUUCAUCUGGCUGCUGAACAUGGACAACUUGAAGUGGUGGAGUAUCUGAUUGGAAUGGGUUGCUCCCAUGGUUUGAAGGACAAGGAAGAAAACACAGCCAUGCAUUUAGCAGUGAAGCGUGGGCACACAGAGGUCCUACACAAGAUUCUGGAGACUGGAGUUGACGUCGAUGAGAGGAAUAUAGACGGUCUCACAGCAUUUCACCUUGCAGCUGAUGGAGGUCACUAUGAAUGUGUCAAACUGCUCUUGGAGUCCAGCUGUAAUGUAAAUGCACAAACUAAUAAGAAUAUGAAUGCUCUCCAUUACGUAGCUCAGCAUGGCUUUGACAGAGAGGCCAGUUUACUUCUGGAUGCAGGAAUCAAUUUCAAUGCCAUAGACAAUCAACAGAACACGCCACUCCACAUGGCUGUGUUCAACAAUCACACUGAGGUUCUACGGCUGCUGAUAGAUGCUGAUUGUGACCUCGACCUCACUGACAGUAGACAGCAGACCGCUUUGCACAUAGCAGCAGAACAUGGCUGGCAGGACCUGGCUGAGAUGAUGCUGAUUUCAGGGAUGAACCUUAAUUUGACUGACAAGCAGGGGAAAUCCUGUCUGGAGGUGGCAGCUAGAGGAAACCAUGUCAUCCUGGUUGACAUGAUCAUCAAAGCCGACCGUUUCUAUAAAUGGGAGAAGGAUCACAUGGAGAGUGAUCAGGAUUCCUGGGUGGGGAGGCCUCUGAGCUUCAAGCAGGACCACCAACCAGAGACACAGCACCUCCGCUCUGUCGUGUGGACCUUGGCCACUAAGCACCUCUGCCGCGGGGAAUGGAAGAUUCUGGCUCAGCAAUGGGACUUCAGUGAUGCACAUAUACGAGCUAUAGAACAACAGUGGACAGGUAUGAAAAGCUUUAAAGAGCAUGGUCACCGCAUGUUGUUAAUCUGGCUCCAUGGUGUUGGGGUGGCAGGGGAGAACCCAAUCAAAGGCCUCUAUGAGGGGCUGGUGGAGAUCUCUCGCACAGACCUGGCAGAGUGCAUCAGACAGAAGGCAAACGCAGAGACCAGCUCUCCUAAAAUGUGCUCUGCAAUGUGAAGACAACAUCUAGCUGAUAGAACCCUGAACAGAGCUAAAAAAAUCACUUGUAUUGAAUGAUAAAUGUUUUGCACUUUUCCAGUCUUGAUAACCAGCGCUUUGCAGUACAAUUUUUCCAUUUACCCAUUCACAGACACUGAUGAGCAUGUGAACUAAUGUGCAUGUAUGUUCAGACUGACCUUUUCAGGCCUUUUUUAUCUUGUUUUACUUACAACUUCACCUCUGGUUUAAUUAUUUGGUUCUGUUGGGAAGUCUGAUCAGAGUGACUUAAAAAGAGACCGGAGACGUUUUAUUUAUAUAGUUCAAUCCAAAGCAUAAAUUUCGAAAACAUGUAAAGAAAAACAAAAUAACUUAAUCUAUACUUGGCUUAAAUGGGGGAAACCUAUGGUGAGCGUGAGACAUGAUCAUGGCCAUUAAGUGAUGUCACACUUGAAACAAACUUGACACAGUGUGUCAACCUUUGAAAGCGGAUGUAUUGUAGUAAAAUGUUUUGGUUCCUCGCUUCAACUUGUCAGAAAUCAUUUGACCAGUUUUUACAAAGCAAGCUUUAUUAAAAACUAGUAUCAUUUACUACAGGGAUCACAGGACCUUCAACAAAAAUGUCAUUCAUGCCGAAACAUGAAAUGGUGCAGAUGUGUUUUCUCCUAAGUGUGGGCUACCUUAAACAUAUUGGUGUAUAUUUGUCUCAAUUUGUGUCUUUGCAAUGACUUCGUAAGCAAUGAUGGCAUCUUUAACAUUUGCUUCUCAUUCAGUCUGAACAUAUAUGAGGGAGUUGGAGACAGUGGUUGGACAGAAACCAUACACAGACCUAGAAACACUGUGGGGCACUAAUGCAGAGAAAUACAUAUAUAACCCUUUCAUCUUACAGAAAUCAUCUAGAGUGAAAAAUACAAAUUAUUGGGUUCGAGUGGAGUAUCUCUGGCAUUACAAAAAUGUCAGUUUUGAUUUGAUUCAUUUGAAACAGAAUCACUUCAGCCUUGAAAGAAUCACAACUGGUCCUGAACUCUCUUUCCCCCUCGCUUCGACUUCCUCCUCUCUCUCUUCUCUCCCUCCUUUCCACCCACCUCCCCAAUUUUUCUCCACUCACCCCAACCGGUUGAGGCAGAUGGCGUCCCAUACUGAGUGUGGUUCUGAUAAAGGUUUCUCCCCCUUAAAAGGGAUUUUUUUCACUCCACAAUGGGAACUGUUGAGUUUCUGUAGCAUAUUUUAAGGUCUUGACCUUACUAUGUAAAGUGCGCAAUACAAAUGAAAUUGAAUUGAAUAGUAAGAAUAAAUCAUAUUGAUUCUCUGUUUUACUCUUUACCAUGGUCAGGAUUUCUGCUACAUUACAAGAGUGCUGUUUACUAAAGUGGCUCAAUGAUAUUGUUUGUGGUACAUGACUUCAAGCUAAAGGAUGCUGUUGCACCUUAACAAAAGACAUCACUAUUAAAUAAAUUAAUAUAAAUAUGUAUUUUUAUUUAUCACCAAGGAGGUAAAGUUUUUGUCAGUUUGCUUGUUUGUUUGUCAGCAGAUAGACAUCGGCCAAAAAAAGAACACAAUCAAUUUUUACAAUUUGUGUGUUUUGCGUGUGUGGAUUUUGGUGUGAAUGUAAUUAAAGUUUUGUUUCAAUCGUGUUACUGGCGACUCUGUGGAUUAUACAUGUUUUGCAUGUCUUUGUAUGACUUCAUUCUCAAGUGAAUUGGGUUUAAAAUAAUUGCAUGAAAUGUAUAAAUAUUAUUUCCUCCAAAGUACUUUGACAAAGGUAUUACACAGGUAUUUAUAAUGCUUGACAAAUGUAAGGGAUUUAUGUAUUGUGUUAGGCCUAUAGUUAGGACAUUUAACAUGGAUGCCCCAUACUCCGAAUCUACACCAUCAAGAACAGAGUGAGCAUGUUAACAGUUUGGCUGUCAAACAGCCUGAGUAUGUAAAAAGUCUAGCAGGUCCCUCAUGAGACCGCUCAUGUGAUAAGUGAUUUUUUUUUCCUAAUUCAAUGCAAUAAGUAGAUUAUUCUGCACAAACCACAAGAGUGCAAACAAUUGUGUAACAUUAUUGUAUGAACUUUAAGUGUAACUGUGUACUUGGCAUGAGAUAAAUAAAAACUCCACUUUGAAAA